AUGGACGGCGUAGAGGAGACUGAGGAGCCAGCCGACCAGGCCAAGCCAGAAAAUGACACUGUCCUGGAGGUUGGGACUGAGCUCUUCCCCGUCAACAGGUGGGACUUGGCCCGCCACAGCCGGUACUUCGAGGCCAUGUUCUACGGGGGCACCCGAGAGCGCGGCGAAAAGCACAUCUUGAUCAGGGGGGUUGAGACGGAGCCGUUCCGGGCCCUUCUCGACUUUGCCCAGACGGGCACAAUCGCCAUCACCCGCCACAAUGUGGCCAGCCUAGUGGAGACGGCCGACUUCCUCCAGUUCGACAGUGUGAAGAGACGCUGCGAGACGUUUCUGGAGAGGGAGCUGCACGUCUCCAACUGCCUCAGCCUGAUGGCCUACGCGAAGCAGUUCGCUUGUGCUGACCUCUACACGGCGGCCCUCGCUGUCGCGCUCAGUCACUGGACAGAGGUGGCCGCUCAAGAGGAAUUUGAAGACCUCCCCAAGGCCUCGCUGGUGGAGCUGCUGCAGAGCGACGAGCUCUUUGUGGCCCGGGAGGACGUGGUCUUUGACACGGUGAUGCGUUGGGUGGCGGCGGAGCCAGCGGGCAGGGAGCAGGACUUUCUGGAGCUUGUGAGCCUGGUCAGGGUCUCUUUCCUGAGCCUCUCCUUCUUGGACCUCCUGGUGAAGCGCAGCAAGCGGGCCGGGCAGGACUUUACAGCCAGCCUGGUGAAGAAGCUUGACAGCUGCCCACCCCCCAGUUGGAAGGACGUGGCCCAGUUGCCCUGCGUCAGCCGAAGCUACGAGACCCUCUACGUCCUGGCCGGGAAACACGACAAAGAGCAGCAGGAGCUUUUCCAGUUUCACCCCAAGAGCGCCACGUGGCAGGCCUGCGCUCCGCUCCAGCGCAAGAACCUCACCCAGUAUGCCCUGGCUGCAGUAGGGAAUUUCCUCUUUGUGACGGGGGGUUACUUCCGGGAGGAGUUUGUAUGGUAUACUGUGGACUGGGUGUUGAUCUAUAACAGCUGGGACAACAGCUGGCUGGAGGGACCGGCCAUGAAGAAGGCCCGAAACAGCCACUGCGCCGUGGGAGUCGGCUUCCACCUUUAUGUCAUGGGAGGCAGCACUGAAGACGGCAUCAUCCCAGACGUCGAGCGUUUGGCCCCAAAUGACUCCAGCUGGGAGGCCACGAGCCAGUUGGUGCACCCUGUGGAACGUGCGGGGGCCGUCAGCGUGGGGACCCACAUUUACGUGAUCUGCGGACUGGAUGAGAACGGAGACGUGUGCAGCGCCGUGCAGAGGCUGGAUGUGGAGACCGACGUUUGGGAUGUCAUCUCUUUCUCUCCACUUCCUAGGUACGACCUGUGUGUCACAGCCCUGAAUGGGGCCAUCUACACUAUCGGAGGGGGCGCCUUUCGCUUUGAUAUGGACACUGGCGAGUGGACCCCAGUGGACGAAGAAUGCUUGACCGAGAAGUUCUUUAAAGGGUGCAGUACAGUGAAUGGACGGAUUUACCUCCUAGGGCAAAGGCAAGGGAACUCCGCCAUACCAAACAUGGUUCUCUUGGACCCGUAUCUGGACAUGUGUCAGGAGGUGGACAAUAAGCUCCCUUGCCCUCUCCCCAUUCAUGGAACAGCCUCCAUACGGAGAUUUGACACAUGGGCAUAAAAGCGCCAAUGCCCAUGCUAAAAUGGGUUCGCCUUCCUCACAACAGUGCUCAAAAGAUGAGGAAAUGGGGCAGUGUCUCGUGUCGGCCAGUAACGCAGAACAGCCGUUGUGUUCAUGUGUCGACAUCUGGCACCAUCCCCACACACGUCACCACUCUAUUUACAAGUUUUCAGGCAAAAUACAUGCAAACAAAACGCUUCUCUAGGCCCAGCCUGAUUUGGGGCCUCUCGCCCACUCCAGCACUCCUUCAGUUCCUUUUGCAAAACUGCCUCAAAUUGAAAGAUGACUUGCAAACUGCGGCAGAGCAGGUGCUGAAACAGCCACAAGAGACACACACGGCACUGCUUCCCAGCUCUUUAUCAGCAGUAUUAUGAACAGUGUCUCAGAUUUGUUCACCACCACCUAAGGGGUCUUGAGUUGCAGACAGCUCCCUAAUUCCAACCCCCCCCCCCCAAAAAAAAAGAGAGGAA
Messenger RNA from Gekko japonicus, 2114 nucleotides. Its product is annotated as kelch-like protein 23. The transcript has 3 exons. Gene Ontology annotation, molecular function: protein binding. Lineage: Eukaryota; Metazoa; Chordata; Lepidosauria; Squamata; Gekkonidae. The record is from RefSeq and is a predicted model, not a curated record. The coding region runs from base 1 to 1644 and encodes 547 amino acids.